Cinara cedri is the source of this 1033-nucleotide messenger RNA. The record is from the annotation of a GenBank genome assembly. NCBI's taxonomy places the organism in Eukaryota, Metazoa, Arthropoda, Insecta, Hemiptera, Aphididae.
AUGUUGAGUCUUUUAAAGCUGACUGUCAGGAUUCACUGUGGCCGUCUGAGUGGACAUCAGUGCAAUGGACAGAAAAUUAAGAAAAAUUUAAAGGAUUUUACUCUGUUGAUGGAAAAAUUGGAUGUGAUAUAUGUAGAAAAGUGAGUAAAUUAAAAACCCCUCAAAAGAUUGAAAUAUCUUAAGAAUGGCCAACAUGUGAAAUUGAUGGAGGAACAAAUACUAACAAGAAAACUCGCCUCACUGUUUAAAGAAAUAAACUUAAAAACAUUUUGAAUCCAAUGCACACAAAUCUGCUGUUCAAAUAUUAAACAAUAAAGAUAAGAAUAUGUUGUCCAAGCUUAUGGAAGAAAAGGAUUACCAGAUAAACAAAGCUACAUAUUCUAUUUUCCGCACUGCUUAUUAUAUAGCAAAUUAUAACCGUCCACUUGAUGAUCAUUUAAAACUAGUAAAAUUAGAGGAACUAAAUGGUAUAAAAUUAGGGUUUACCCUCCAUUCUAGACACUCAUCUACCAAUAUUAUUCAACAUAUUUCUAAAGAAAUGAAACAUAAAAUUAUUUAAACACUAAUUUUAGUAUUGGAAAAAUCAACUUGGCCCGAGGACCUAGAUAUUUGAUAUGGAGAAGAUGAUAUUAAAUACUUAUGUAAAAGAUUUUCACUGGACCAAGAUGAUGCUAUUAGCGCUAUGAGAAAAAUAAUUUACGAUCAAACUAUUGAUCCUAAAAACGUGAUGUCUGCAUUUUAUAUCUUUCUUAAAACAUUUCCAUAUUCAACCGCAGAAUGUGAAAGAGGAUUCAGUGUUAUGAAUAACAUUUGUACGGAUCUUUGUUCACGGUUAAUGAUAAAUAAUAUUUCUAAUUUAAUGUUUAUUAACAUAAAUGGACUUUCCCUAAGUGAUUGGAAUCCUGAAGAUUACGUGAAAAGUUGGCUCUUCAAUCAUAGGUGUGCAGAAGACACUAGGACCAAAAUAGCAAGAAAUAACAUAGGCAAAUUUGAGAGCAAAGUUAUCAAAAAGAGUCUAUGGCAAAUUCUGUAA